Messenger RNA from Cinara cedri, 31299 nucleotides. Lineage: Eukaryota; Metazoa; Arthropoda; Insecta; Hemiptera; Aphididae. The record is from the annotation of a GenBank genome assembly.
AUGGUUACAAGAUAGCGCAUGCGUUCGAACGUUCUUCUACAGUUCUACCCUCCAGCCAUUCAUGAGGGAUAACCGCUCGAACAUCGAACUUUCAUAGUUUCAUCUUUUGCCGUCAUCCCUUAUUCAUUCAAUUCGUGUGAUACAUGUGCGCAGGUUCAAUGAUAAUGAAUGAAACUUCUCAAUGUAAGUAUGACGUUUUUUUUCAUGAACGGAAUUAAUGAUUGGUGCGAUGCAGUCUCAAUUCGUUCCCUUGAUAAACAAUUCAAUUUUCCGUUCUGAAUAACCAUCGUACUGGAUAUGGGCGAUGUAAAACUACCGACUAUGAUCACCAUCAAAUCUAAGGCUAAACCAGACGAGGAUAAAGCAGCCGUCAAUGGUUCCAUUGAUAAAAGGCCAGAAUCCAGUUCAAUUAAACUGCAUAAAGAUAUACCUACUGUUGACCAUUCUACAAAAAAUGGUAGCUAUAAUAAAGAUGAUUAUCGUAUCAAGACCACAGGAUCAUACUAUAAAAACAAUAGAGUUUUGACGAAGAAUCGAUAUGGUGAUCAUGGGUUUACUUCACGAAAAUAUUAUGAUGAUAUUCCUAAAAAACGAGAUGAGAUGUUUGACUCUAAAUCUAUGUAUUAUUCAAAUUAUCGUAAUGGUAAGUUUGAAUUAAAAUAUAUUUCUAUUAAUUUUUUAAUAGUGAAAAAUAGUACUACCUAUUAUUUUGUAGUAAUAUAGUUAAAUGAUCUUCAUAGUAUAGAAUCUAGUAGGUAUGAAAUUUACUAUUAAUUUAUAUUUUUCUAUCUGUAACAGUCUUUGUUUUUUUGCAAUAUAAGUAUUAGUAUACUAUUGUGCAACUUCUUAGUUAAAUUGAUUAGGUAUUUUGUAAAUGGAUAUCAAUAUAUUUUUUGUAGUAUUGUAUUUUGUUAAAGUUUGAUAAACUAAAGAAAUGUUUAAUCAAGUAAAUGUUCUGAGAUUUUUCUCUGAUUUUAAAAAAAAAAUAAACAUUGUAAAAUAAAAUAAAAAUUCUUAUUAAUAAUUGAUCACAAUUAUUAGUACAUAUUUAUAUUCAAGUAAUAUUGAAUACUUAAUUAAACAUUAUCAAGAUAAUAAUAAUGUCGUCAACUUAGAUUUCACGUUCACUUUAUUUAUUAGUUUUGUUUGUAAUUUAUUUAUAAUAUAUUUAGUGUGUUAUUUAUUUAAUCUUCACUGCUAUUUUGUGGUACAAAAAAUGGCCGUUUGGCAUAAAAUAAUUAUAUAUUAAUAUUAUUAUGUUAUAACAAUUUAAACCAAUAUUUUGUUUAAGAACAUUUAAAUUAUUUAUCAUACACAUUUAAUAUUAUAAUUAUUGAAUAUAAUUAUCAUUACCUUAAGAAAACUCUUCCAAUAAUUAAAGAAAAGUACAUACUUUUUUAUAUGAUAUGCUUAGAUUAUUAAAGCUGUAAAUAUAAGUUAGAAUUUAAAACUUUUAUGUUAUUUAUCUUGUAAUUUUAGAUUCUUUGAGUAAUAAUGGGCCAUCUGAGGAUUCAAAAAUUUCAAAGAUAAUAAGAAAAAUUACAAAUGAAGAAGAUACUAGAACACUGAUAUCAUUGUGCCUUCAACUUCAGGUAACUAUUUUAUACCUAGUUAAACCAUUUACCUAUGUUUAAAAAUGGCUCUGUAAUUUUUUGUGUAUUUUUAAAGGAAGCAUUUGUUUUGCCUGAAAAUAAAAAAUAUAUUAGACGUUCUACUGAUAUCAUAAUUGAAUAUCUUUAUGUAUGUUUUUAUUCACCUAUAUCAUAUAGUGGUAAAUGCACUAUUGCUAAAUGUUUAGGCAAAUUUGGACAUGCUUUACAAUAUGAUUGUAAAAGGUAUAAAGAAAUAAUAAUUUGUUUUAAAAAUACCAAACAUUUGUGUAAUGUGUUAAACUGUGAUAUUUCAGAUUUAUUGAUUUAAUGUUUUUAAAAUACAACUCUGAACGUAGUAAAGAGGUGAAAACUUUGAUAAUGCUCUCUUUCUAUGAAGUAAGUUUUAAAAAAAUUAAUUGAAUAAUAUAGAAAUUUCAUUAAUCAUUAUUUUUUUUUUAUGGUUUAAUUUUUUGUUAUUUUAGUUAUCAGUGAUAGAUCAAAAAAAUUCUUAUUUGGAAAGUUUAGCACCGGUAUGUAUUUUAAUUAUAUUUAAAAUAUUAGCAAUUUAAAUACUAAAAUAAAGUUAGGCGUUUACUUACCUAUUUAUAUUAAUAGAACAGAAAAGUUGUUGGACUUAAUGAUUUUUAUUGUGUAUUAUAAUUAUUUAUAUUCUACUCAAAACAAUUUUUGUCACAAUCUCAUCAAUUUAAAUAAAAUAAUUUUACUUUUAGUUAAUAAUUUCCAAUUGAACAUUAUAAAUUUAUGUUCUCAAAUCAAAUUUUUGAAAUAUUUUAACUAAAAAUUCAUUGAAGUAAUUCAAAUAAGGAUUAAGUUGUAACACUAAUAGUAAGGGGCAAAAUAAUUCUAGAUUAUUUUUAAAAUUAAAAACUAUAAAUAACUAAACAUUGUUUUACUGCAAUGUACAAUGUAUAACUUAACAAACCUAUAUACUUAAAAUAUUUGUGUAAUAUUCACAUGCAUAUUUAUCAAUAAUUAAAGCUCCUAUUACUUCUCUGUCCUAGUUAUUAAAUUAUUUUAUUUUUCAGUAACAUUUUAACAUUAUUUUAAGGAUUGUUAAAUACAUUUUUUUUAUAGCAUAUAUAUACAAUAUAUAUAUAUAUUUGCGUGUGUUAAGACUAACAUUGAAAAUUAAAUAAUGUAAAUUUUUGUUUAGAACCGUUAGAAUUCGUUAGAAUAAAUGUUGUGCUAUUAGUUUUAUUGUUAUAGUAAAUUGGCUUAUUAUCAAACUUAAAGUUUAGAAUAUUGUGUUAUUACUGUUUUGAUGUUUCAAUGUUUAAACAAAAUAAUGAUUUUUAAAUUGUAAUAUUUCACAUACUUGUAUCUCGUUUAAAAGUUAAAAUAUGUUUCUAAUAUAUAUACAGGGUGAUCAAUUAAUCAUCACACAAUUUUCGGAAUGUAUGAACUUAUCUUGACAUUUGUUUUGUAGAAAAUUUUAAAAACAAGCAGUUUUACAAUUUUACAAUUAUAUUAUUUUUUGUCACUCUAAUUUCUGGGGGUGAAAGUACUAUCUACUUUUGAUUUUCAAUGGUAACCUAUAUUAAAAAUUUCAUGCAUAAAUGCAGUAGCAGUUAUAAUAAAUUUUGGUGCUUAAAUUUUUAAAUUGUAUCAAUCCGUUGAUGAGAUAUUCCACUUUUAAUUUUGGGUCGGGGAGAGUAGUCAUACAUUUUUGAAAUGCUGCACCCUGGGCUGCCACACUAAUGAUGCUCCACUACUCUUUCCCGACUGAAACUUAAAAGUUGAAUAUUGUGUCAACGGAUUGGCGGAUAUUAAAAAUUUAAACAAAAAUUUAUUUUAACCACCACAUCUUUUUAUGGAAUUUUUAAAAUAGGUUGUCAUUUAAAAAUUAAAAAUGAUAAAAAAUAAUUUAAAUGUUAAAUUUUAAAACAGUGUGUUUCUUAAAUGUUCUUUAAAACAAAUUUUAAAAAAAGUUAACAGCUUCCGAGAUAGUUAGUCUCUUAUGAUAGAUUGAUUGAUCACUCCAUACAUAUACAUAUGCUUUGAAUCUUAAAAACUCAAAAUACACAUACAGACAAUUUUCAUACCAUUAAGUUUGAUAAUAAGCCAAUCACUCUAAUAUUAAAGCUAGCAUUACAAAAUUGGUUUAAAUGAAUGAUAAUUUUACAAUAUCCAAUUUUCAACAUUAGCCAUAACAUAUAUACUUAUGUUUUGUAUUUAUACAGAUUUUAUUUCCUCAUAAAAAAUGUAUGGUCUUGGUAGAUUUAAAUUUAAAUUGGGAAACAUUUUGAUUACUCAAUUAUUUUAGUAAUAUUUUAAUAGGUACUUUAGUUUUAUGUCUAUAUACAAAUUUAAAUAAUAAUUAUUUCAAAAAGCAGAUACAUUACUUCCCAAUGGUUUUGGAUAUUGGAUCUUUAUUUAUUUGUUUGUUUAAUAUGUUUUUUGUGAAUAUUACAUUUUAGUUUUGAAUUACAAUUCUUAUUGUAUAAUGCAUAUAUAUGUAUAUUUAUUUAAAAAAUGAAUAAUUAAUCAUUUUUAUAACGAAACUACUCAAAAUCAUACAAUUUUUAUUAGAAAUAUGUUUUUUUAAUUUUUUAAUAUAAAAUCAAUAGAUUUCUUCUUAUGUAAGUGAUUGUUGUGUUUUCUGUAUACUCUUAAAUUAUAACUUUUAUUCUCAUUAUAAUUAAUAAUUAUGGUAAUAAAUUUUACUCAAAAUAUUAUUUGAUUUUAUAUUAAAACUUACCAUAUUUAAAUAUUUGGCUUUUUAACUAACUUGCAUUCGUUUUUUCGUUUUUGAGCUUAUACUGGAGAACAUGCACUUGACUUUAGAAUCAAUUGAUUCACCUGAAUUAAUUACAGUCACUGCUGAUGUUGCUAUAAACUUUUCCCGUGUUUAUUGCCGAGCUUUCGAACCUUACUUUAAGGUUAGUAUUUGUGAUCAUAAUACUAGAUAUAUUACGUAGAUUUUAAAAUUUUAUGUAACUACAUUUAUUUUUGUUACAUAUAUUAAUGUUCACAGGACACUGUAGAUAUACUAGUUGGUUGGCAUAUAGAUACUUCUCAAUCUAUAGAAACAAAUAAACGUAUUUCACAAUGUAUAUUUCGUUUAUCAACUUAUUGGACUGCUGAUAUGAGUUUCACUCUUGGUUUACUUGAGCAAUUAUUAGAAGAUAUGUCAUCAAUAUCUGAUGAAUUUGAACGAAACGAUAAAACUGAUGAACUUAAUGGAGAUUUAGAUAAAAUUUUAGCAUUUAUCAGGUAUAAAUUAAUAUCAAUACUAAAUGUAUCAAAAACAUACUAUAUUGUAAAAUGUGUACUAUAUUUAUUAUUUUGUUUAUGUUUAGAGUAUUUAGUACUGUAGCUGAGAGUGUUGGAAUACAUUUAAGUCCUCAAAGUUCAUCUGUAGUUUCUUGGCCUUUUUUGAGUAAUGCACUAUUGACAAUAAUAAAAACUCUGCUUAAAUGUAUAAAUGUAACUGUUAAUGAAAAUAUAGUUGAAGCAGGUAAAAUCAACAAAUUUUUUGGUAACCUAUGAUUGGAUAAUUUACUAAUUGCAAAAUAUUUUGCAGCUAAUAAUUGUAUUUGGUUAAUGCUAAAUAUCCUUCAAACUCAAAUGCCAUCAAUUAAUGACCUGAUGAUUAAUGUUCUUGAAAAAGAAAUAUCAUAUGUUGAUGAAUUCAAGUUAAAUGUUAUUGUGUCCAUGUUUAGAAUGAUAUCAAAGGUUUGUGCUCAAAAUCAGUAAUUUUUAAUUAAAAAAAAAAACAAUUUCAUCGAUUGAAUAUAAUGUUUUGAGUGUUUGUUAUUUAAUUAAAAUAUCAAACAUAAAUAUAAAAAGUUAUUUUAUUUUCUAUUUUAUGUAGGUUAUAAGAGAAGGAAGUGCAAAUCUAUCUAAAGAAUUUGUUGAAAUGCUUUUAUGCAAUAAUUCAAAUUUACGUAAUUUGAGAUUUUUGCCAUCUGUUAAAUUACACGACUCACAUAUAGCUCUUUAUCAGAGUUUAUUAAGUAUGAAAAAUGUUUCUUUAGUACUCAUUGUUUACAGGUAUUUAAUUUUGUUUGACUAUAAUAAAAAUACUAGUUUUAUAAUUAAUACCAUAAAAUGCAGUGUUUGAAACUAUAAUAUUUGUUUAGAUAUAUCACAGGGGAUUUAGAAAAAGCUUGCCAAACAUUAGAUCCUAAUUUACCAUCAUUUUGCACAGAAAAUCCAUUUAACGACAUAACAUAUACCUUUGAAGAAGCAUCAAUUGUUGUCCAUAUAAUUUUAAAAUCAUUGACAAUUAUAGGUAAAAUCUAUUUAAUAUCGAUUUUAAAAAAGACUUUUAACAUAUUUUUAAAAAAUGACCAAUAUCUUUUAUUCAUUAAGCCAACGACAACAAUUCCAUAAUUGGUAUGUGGGCACUACAACCAAGUAUUUUUGAACUAUUAACAACAAAAUUAGAUCCAACUAUUAUCAAAGUGAAUGAUCCGCUGCGUUUUUCAUUGAUGUUUUUAUUAUAUUCUCAUUGUAAAAAGUAAGAACCUUUUUUUUUAUAAGUACAAUUUUAUUAAUGAUACUAAAAUUGAACUUCAAAUUGCAAAUAAUUGAUCAAAGUCAGUUACCCAAUAGUUUGAUUUUCAAAUCAUUACAGGAAAAUUAUAACUAAUCAAUUUUAAAUCAGAAUAAUACAUUAAUUGAUUGAUUUAUUAUUAAGAAAUAUAAAUUAUUUGGUUAUUAUUUCUUAACAUAUCUAUGUCUAAUAAUAACUAAUUUUAAGUAAUCUUUCCCAUUAAAAUAAAUUAUUUCUAUAUUCUAUAUAAAAUGACCAAUUUUUUUUUUUUUCUAUGUAUUCCUUCAUUUAAUUUGGAGGAUCUAAGGAGAACCUAAGGUUUCUCAUCUGCUACAUUCAAUUCAGUUUACUAUAUUUCUCAACUUCAUCUAUUACAUGACCGCUUAUUAUUGUAAGCUGUAUUGCACUGCUUAUCAGAAGUUAUUCUCUGUUUUGCUUCUAUUUAUCCUAGUCACUUUCCUUCAAGUACUUUCCUCCAUUUCUGAAGCUUGUUAACUGAUCUUGUUUUAGAUCUCUUUUUAAAACUAUAUCAUCUACAGAUAUGUCCUUCCUCUUACCUGUUUUCUCUGCACACAUCAGAGAAGGGCAAAAUGUUUUGUUUAGAACUUUAUCCUGGUUUUCAACUUGAGAGGAUCCUAUUUACUGCAUCUUACGAUAAGUAGAGGUACUGUGGGAGUAUUUUGAUCCCCUCCUAUAGACUAGUGUAUAGUAUUUUUAAAAUAAUAACUAUUGAAGGAUAAAUAUGACAUGUGAGGGCUACACCAUUCUCUUAUCUGUACAUGUCAUUGUCACUCCACCAACCACCCAUGCUUGAAACUCACCUGAACUGAAGUUGGAUUUGGUUAAUUUGUAAACAAAUAAUCCAUAUAUUAGUAUUUUAAAAAUUAAAAAAUUGUGGAAAUUGAUCAAAAUCUUUAAGGAAUUGGUAUUCUAAUGUUCAUGUUACAAUAUUAUCAUUUUGAACUAUUGAUUAUCUUAUUUAACUGAACAUAAUGGAGUAUAUUCCGGCAGGUAUUUUAAUAUUAUUCAUAGAUAUAUUCUUUAGGUUAGAAGUUAAUACCAUAUAAAACAAACUAUCAUAGUGUUUUACUUCAUAAGAAAUCUAAGUCCAUGUUCCUAGUUUAACUAUUAAUAGUAAUAAAUAAUUAUUAAUAAUACUAAUAAACAAAGAAAUUAUUAAUUAUUAAUGUUAUUUACUACUAUUGUAAGUUUUUUACUGAUUAUUAAUAGCAGUUUCUCUUUUAUAGGCAUAAUAAUUUUGUUGCAAGUAGUAGAUUAGUGACAGCUGUACGAUCAUCUGAAAUGUCUAAAAAAAAUGUAGAAAUAAAUUUACACAAAAGUGAAAAUCUUACAAAAGUUUUAAAAAUGUUUGAAAAAUAUUUGAAAAUGGUAUUCAACAUUUUUUACAAAUGAUGAAAAAAACAUAAAUUAAACAAAGUUUAUAUUUUCAGAGUGUGAAUGUAGAUUGUAAACUUUUGGUUUUGAAAUGGAUAUAUGAAUUACUAAUGCAUGCUGAUAGUGUCAGUUACUUAAGCAUAAUAUUAUUAUCUCAAGAAAUGAUCAAUAUUGUGCAAUCCUUAUUGUAUGUAGCAUUAAAACGUUAUGAAAUUGUAUUAUUUGAGGGCAUAGCCCAAAUAUUAGAUGUAAUUAUUGGAAAUUCUACAUUUUGUCAAUCAAAGGUAACUGCAUAAUUAUCAAAAAUAUUAAAUGAUGAUUAUAAUUAAUCUAGAUUUGUUUUUACAGCCUCUUUUAGUAUUGGACAUAUUAAAUUUAUGUCUAUCAUGUAUUAAUCUAACAGAAAAAGAAAUUAGCAAGCGAUUCUAUGCCAUUAUCCAUAAAAUAUCAUUGAUUACCGUAAUACAUAAUUUAUCAAUUUGUUCAUUAGUAAGUAAUUUUUCAUGUUAUAUCUUAAUAUUACUUAAAGUUAAAUGGACUAUUUAAAUAUUAUAACUUAUUAACUUACAGUUAAUAAUAUUUUGAAUAACCUUCCUAAUUAUUAUUUUUAUUAUUAUUACUAUUCAAUAAGAAAUAUAUCUGUGCUUUGGUGUGAGAUGAACCUAUAUCAAACAAAUAUAUUGAUAAUUGAUUAAUAAAAAGCUGUUUUAAAAUAAAGGGGAUAGGUGCAGUCACUGUUGUAGUGUACAGACAAGAAUUUAAUGUAUAUCUGUAAGCAAUGAUAAAUCAUUGCUAACGAAAAAAAACGAUUUGAGGGCAGUUCAGUUGAUGGUGAUGCUUUGUCAGCAAUAUAUAUGUUACAUUAUGGUAAAAUAAUUAAAUAGGCAUUACAUAAUUUGUUAAAAAUUGUACCAAUUUUUUUUUUUUUUUUUUUUUUUUUUUUUUUUUUUUUUGAUUUUUCACAUUUGAUGAGGAAACUCCUAAGAAAAUCAUAUAACGGCCUCCCUAAAGUACCACCCCAAGAAAAUUUUGUUUCAAAUAAUAGUCUACACCGUAUACAUCAUUGUAAACUUUUCAGGUAGAAAAAAUAUUCACAUUAAAAAAAAAAAAGGAAAAUAUCUUUGUAAAACCAAUAAGUCUUUCGCUCUAUUCAGAAUUUAAUGAUAAUUUCAUAAUUAUUGUAAUUAAUUUUAGAUUUUAAGUGAAGCAAAGAAGCUUGUGGUUUUACAAAGAUGUUUAUUUUGUUUUCUAUGGACAGUUUUUCUACCCGAGAUCUUGCUUAUGUGCAGCACCUUUUUUGAAAGGAAAUCCGUUAGUAGCGAUUUUUUCAAAAGUUUUCAAACGGGAAAAUAUUACGAUUUUAGAUUCUGAUUGUAGCGUAGAAUAUAUGUCAUUUACUUAGUUGUUUUUAUGCACCAUUUCUGGAAGGGAAUGCUUCCCAAAUGAUACUUUUGGGAAUUAAUUUUUUGAUUUUCCAAGCGGUUUUCAUAAUAUUUGGGAAAAACCAAGAUAAAACUUAAUGAAAAUUUAUGAAAAUAAUGCUUCUAUUAUUUUUCAAUUUUUUUAUUUGUUGUGAUUCAGUUAAAGUUAUUCGUAUCGACUUUAUGUACUUAAAAUUUGGACUGAAAAUUUAUAUUUGAUUUUUUUAAACGUAGUAAAAUUUAAAAAAAUUAUAAAAACUGUUUUUGAGCUAUUUAUAGACAUUUUAGUUUUUCGAAUUUUAUAUAUGUAAUUUUUAUUCUGUAGGUACUGUGUGGUAAAAUUUUUGAAAUGAAAAUUUAACAAGAGAUUCUUUAAGUCUGUGGUAAAAAAAAUUUGAAUUUAAUAGAAUUUUUUUUUUUAUAAAGGGCAAGUUUAAUAUCAAAUUUUACCAAAAACGCUAGAUUGAAAAAUUAUAUGGAACAAAUCUAAUUUUUUAAUUUCUUUUUAUUGAACAUAUGUAUAUUGCCAAUUUAAGAACGACUUCAUUAUUAGUCAGAAUUAAGCAGACUGAUUUUUUGAAAUUAUAGUUUUUUAAAGUUCUGAUAUUAUGCAGAUAUUAUAUGCUUUGAUAAACAACUAUAUUUUUUUAAAGAAUAUUUGUCAUAAUCAUAUAGUUACACAUGUCUCUUGUCAUCCUGGGGGUUGGAGGAAAUUUUAGAAAGGUCAUUUUUAAUUUUCUCAGGAGUUUUUUCAACAAAUGUGAAAAACUGAAAAAAAAUUGAGGAAAAAUGUAGGAAAAUGGGAUUCAUUUAAAUUUUGUAAUUAGAAUAAUUGGAAUGACAUAUAUAUUGUUGAAAAAGCAGCACUAUCAAUUGAACUCUGCUCAGAACCAUUAGCAAUGGUUUAUCAUUGUUAUAUAGGUGUACGUUGUUAUAGGUGUACAUUAAAUUAUUUAUACAGUGGCUGCACUCGACCCCAUUAUCCUAGGACAUCUUUUUUAAAUUUAGUUAAAACAGUUUUAACAUUUUUGUAAACCCGUUGUUGACAUAUUACACUUUUAAGUUAUGGUAGAAGAAAUAAGUUCACAUCAUCUAUAUAGCGGCAUGUUUUGCGGUGUUUGAAUAGUGCUAAUAAUUAAAAUUUCAAAAAUAAAUUAAUAUUUCCUGAGAUAAUGGAUUUCUCAUCAAGGAUUACUAAUCCUUUAGAACUUGAAUAUAGCAAAAGAGGCUAUUAGUUUUAUCAGUAUAAUUAUUAUAUAAGAUAAGAUUAUGCGUUUUUUUUUUCAAUAGGAAUCAUUAACUCUUUCAUUAUGUACCUUAAAAGUAGUAAACAUUAAUUUCUAGAUUUUCAACAGUUUUCUAUCAAAUUAAAAAAUAAAUUGAUUACGAAUGUAUACAAAUCAGUAUCUUUGUUGAUCAUUGGGAGUUAAUUACAAAAGUGGAAAAAUGCUACUAAUACUACUAUUCAGAAUCAGUUUUUGAUUGCAGUGAUUUAUUGUUGCUUUCAGUGUGUAAAUUAAAUUACCUUAUGUCUUAUACCUUUCAAACUUUCCACCUAUUAUGGUCUAUCCAUGGAGCAGCGUAUAUAUAUUGUUUUUUUAAACUUUUAUGUACUUUUUUUAAUAGAAUAUUAAGAACAAAUUUAAUAAAAAAAUUAAACUCAUGAUGAGUUCUCAUAUGAGACGAAAAACUGUUGUUACAUUACAAACUGAAUGUUUCAAAAAUUAUAUGUGUGAAUUAAUUGAACCUAGUAGUAAUAAGUAAGUUGAAAUUGAUACAUUUUUCUAUAUUUUAUUUAAAAGAACAAACUAAUUAAAUGGGUUUUUGUUUUUCUAGUAAUUCAUCUAAUCACUGGUUAUUGGAUGUAUUGAACAGUUGUUCAUCUGACACUGAUAGCAGCGAGACUGAAUUAUUGUCUUAUGCACAACAUUGUCGUGUUUUAUUAUAUUUUUGGAUUAACUGGGAAGCAGCAAAUUUUUGUGUUACAAAUCGAUUGCGUACACCAUUUGGAAAACCAAAUUCUACUUUUAGAGCAAUUGAAGGUAUUUUAAAACAUAUUUUAACUAUUUCUAUCACUAGUAAAACUUAUAAUACAAGUGUUUUUCAAAUAUUUUUAGGUGGUAUAAAAUCUUGGGCACGUGAUUCAAUAUCAACAUUAAAUGAUGAUACAAAAGUUAAAACUACAGAAGGUGAAUUAAAUAAUUUAAGAUAUACUAGAAAUUUAGUAACAUUCAUAGAAUGUUUAGAAAAAUCUGUUUGUAAUGCCAUUGAUGGUACUGCGACUGCUUUACCAACUGCCCAGAAAGUAAGCAAUUUAUUAUUUAUUAUUAUCUUAUUAAAUUUGUUAUUUUAAAGUUUAAGAUUUAACUUGGAACAUGUGUUAGGUUGGAACUUUAAAGAAAUUGGAAUUCAUGCUUUAUAAUAUGUAUUGUUAGAUAUAACAAAUUUUAUUGCAUUUCACAUUUAUCAUUAUUGUAGUGUGAGGUAUAAAUGUAUUUCCGAUUACUUGGUCUAUAUAUAAUAUAUAUUUUGUCUAUAUGGAAAAUUAAAAUAUAAAACUGUAUUAUCUGAUUUAAUUUAUUUAAUAAUUCAUAUGUAAUAUUAAAGUAGAUUAAAGGAAAAGCAAAAUAGUAAAAUAAAAUUAAUAAAUAAUUAAAAUAUUUGUUUUUCUUUCCACCACCUUUCUAUAAGAUUCAUUGGGUUAUAAUACUCGCUUUGUGCUGGUUCAAAAGUGAGCUUUAUAAGUGGUGUCUACUUUAUUUAUUAAAAUGAAUAAAAAGUUAUUCAUAGUUUUUGAUGUUCAUUAGUCAAUUAAUAGUUUACCACAAUUUUUAUUUUUUACAUAUCGUUUAUAAAUAAUUAAUCAUUUAGUUAAUUAAUUAGAUAGUAUAUUUAUAUAUUAUAUAUUUAUUUUAUAGCCUGUUAGACAUUUUUUUCACACAAAUCGUAAUACUUGUUAUGAAUGGACUUCAACAAUACGCAGUGCAAUGCUGGCUGUGUCAUUAAAUUCUGGUUUAAGCUCUUCAGCUAUUCGUCAUGGUCAAUUUUUGGUUCAAAAUUUAACGAAUCAAACUGAUUUUCCAAUUAAAGAAUUUAUUUUAGCAAUCAUUCAACUAUCUUGGGCUUAUUGUAAAUUAAAAGAAUCAGAUUGUAUCCGUGGACUAUAUGUAUGGUCUAAAGAAGUUGCUCAUCUAAAACUUCCAUUUUUGAAUAUACUUGCUGAUCAAGCCAGUGGAAAGUAAGUUUGAAAUAAUAAUCACAUUAUUUUAUUUAUAUAAAUGUUAUAUUUGUGUAGAUUUGAAGAAGCUGCUGAAUCGUACAUGCAAUUACUUACUGCAAGUCCAGAUAAAAUAAUUAUAAAUCUCAAAGGUGGUACACUAAAUAAUAUUGAAGGUCCUGUAGAGGUUUUACAAAAAUUUACUGCUGAACAAGUAACUAAAUAUUAAUUUUUGAUAAGUAAAAUAUGCAUUGAUGUAAUGUUAAUUCAUCAAUAAUAACUGAUAAUUUGUCCAACUGAAUUUAUCAUAUUUUUAAAAUAAUGACUAAUCAAACCAAAAUGUAUUUACCAUAUAAUCUUACUGUAAUAGAAAUAUUCAUUACAUAAUAUUAUUUAUAUACAAGUUUAACUGAUAAUUAAUUGACUGUUUAUUUAGUCAUAAGAAAUGUUAUAAGAUUAUUAUCUGUAUUUAAUUAAAAAUAUCAAAAGAUAAUAAAUAGACUAACCUUAAAUAGCACAUUAUAUUAACCCGACAAUAAUUUAAUUUCUUCUUUAUCACCUUAUAAUUUCCAAGAGGCCACAAUAAAUGAGUAGUCAUAUUUUUAUUGUUUUGGAGAAGUCUUGGAGAGGCAAGGUCUAGUUGUAGUCAAACUUAAAACUCUUCCUAGUUUUAAUGCUUAAGUUCUUAUUUGUCAAUAGAGAUCUCUUCUUUUUGAAUCCUCGUUUUGCUAAAGCUAUUAUUUUCUUAACUUCCUUUGUUGAUCUGUUAUCUUCUGUAAUUAGGCUUUCUUAGAUAGCUUACUAGAUUCCUUUACUUGUUUAUUUGGUGGAUUGUCUUGCUACAAGCACUUAUUUUUUUUAUAUUGAUUUUAAUACUGAGUUUUGUUAGUGUUGUGUCCAAGCAAUUAGAAUAGAUCAAUACAGUAGAGUUUCCUUUUUUUAGUUAAAUGAUUGUUUUACUAAGAGUAAAAUCAGCUGAGAAUGCACAGUAUUCAUAGAAUUUAGUCGGAAUAUUAAAUAGGGGAUUUUUGUGUCUUCAUUAAAAAUUUGUACUACUUCUGCUGUGAUUUUAUUCACUCCAGUUGUGUAUUUUAUGAUGGUUGUCAAUUUUUUUUAAAAAAAUAUAAAAUUGUUUUAUUAUCUAACAUUAAUAUUAUUUGCAGUUAAAGGAAUGUUAUGUGUCCAUUUGUGAUUGGAAACCAUUAAUGGAUUGGUCCCAGAACGAAGAAAACUUUAUAUCAUCAAAUACAAAAGACAAAUAUUUUUGGCAAAACGUAAUUAUUUAGUGUAUAAUUAUAAUAUAGAUAUUAAUAUAUUCUCGAUUACUCUACAUUAUUUAUUUUAUUUCAUUUAUACUUAAUUUAGAGAUAUGUUUCUUCUAAUAAUCUACAAAUCAUUAAUGAUGUUGAAGAAGGAAAUUAUAGCUGCAUUGAUAAUUUAGUUAAUUGGUCAAUUGAAGAAAAUUCAAAAAUAAUUAAAACAAAUUGGAAUUGUUAUGAUCUUAUAAACCAAAUUAAAAGUAGAAUGAUGUAUGUUGCUUUGAAAACAAAUAUUUCUAAAGGAAGAUUAAAUAAGUAUGAUUACUUGCAUGAUAUAAAUGUAAAACAAUUUUUUUUUUAACAUAUUGUAUUUUUCUUUUUAGUGAAAACAAAUUGAUUGUUGAAGAUUGCCAAGAAGUAGUACACAAUCUUCUAAAAGAAAGUCUAACGGAUAGUCUUUUGGAGUAUACACAAGAAUUGUCUAUACUAUCUUAUGCAAUUAACUCUAUUCUAGAAAACAAUAAUAUUAAAUUUGAUUUAGUAUGUUUUAUUAGAAUCCAUUUUGAUUUUGUUAUUUCAAAGAAAUAAUUGUAUAUUUCUAUUAUUUUAUCAGGUUAAUGACAUAAGUAAUAAAUCAAUAAAAUCUAACUUAUUAUCUCAGGCAUUAUUUUGGACUAAACUUCUCGAAAAUCAGUCAGAUAAUUAUGAACAUAAUAUUAAACAAAUUAUUAAACCAAAACCUGAUUUAUCAAUAUUAUACUUAAAGGUAAGAUUUAAAAUAAGAUUUAUUCCAAAUGAACACUUCAAAUAUUUUUUUUAUUUAUAGUUGGCUCAUGUUGCUCGAAAAGAAGGUAAUGUAAAUCUUGCUACACGAGGAAUGCUUCAAUAUUUGCGAUCAAAUAGAGCAUAUGAUUUUAUAAACUUACCUUCUAUGGGAAACAAAUCUGAUUCUAUUUUGUGUAUGCUACAAAAAAUUGGAGAACUCCUUGUUGAUGACACUAAUGCAGCAUUGUGGCCAAAAAAUCAUGCUUUAGUUGUGCGACAGUUCUCCAAACUUAUUCAUCAGUAAAUAAAUUCAAACAUAGUACUUGCCAAAUAAUUAGUGAAUUUUAAAUAUUUUAGCUGUGUGUCUCAAGAAUUGGGCAUAGAGAUGUGCAUGAAAUCUGUAUUUAAGUUAUUAGAACAAGCUCGAUUAUGCAAUGACAACAAUCUUAAAGAAGAUAGUUCUAGAAUUUUAAUUACACUAGGAAAAUGGUUAAAUUGUGGAAAUAAUAUUCCUGAUAAAACUCUUAUUAAAUCAUCAAUUGACAAAUCUGAAAUUUUAUUGAAUUUUUCAAAUGGAGAUUUAUCUAAAACUAGCCAAUUAAUUCGAGAAGUCAUAAGUAUGAUUUAUUAUAAAGAUAAUUUAUACAUAGUUCACAAUGGAUAUAUAUAUUAAUUUAUAUUAUUUAAUAAUGUUAAAUUUAUAUAUUUGUUAAUGCUACAGAAUCUGAUUAUACACCAGCAAGUGAUUUGGAUGAACAGACAUUGAUGAUUGGUCAACUUUUAAGAAUUUCAGUUUCUUAUUGUCCAUCAAUGGCAAAAGCAUGGAAUGAAUUAGCAGGCUGGUGUUACAAAUUAGGUCGUAAAGUGGUUGAUGAAGCUUACAAACGAAAUACAUAUUUGUUAAAUGAUUCGGAAAUGGCUACAGUAGAUGCUUAUAUUCCUCUAAAUGCUACUCAAGAAGAUCGUGACAAAAUAUAUGCUAUUCUUAAUGUAGUUACAUCAUCGCCACAAGAUGAUGAUGAUAUUGGAGUAUGACAUUUAUAGUAUACAUUUAAAUAAUUUAAAGAUUUAAAAUAUUUUCUUUUUUUUUCUAAAAAAGUUAAUCUUCUCUUUUUUAAUAUAGAUUAUGAAUAAUAUUUGUUAAUAAUAAUUACUGUUUCUAUUUAAUAUUUAAAUAAUAAAACAAUGACAUAUAAAUACUCUGUAAAUAUUAUAGUGAUGUUUUUUUCCUGGUAUUUCUAAUUGUAUCUAAAUAUUCUAUUUAUUUAUGGAUUUCAGAGUGAACACAUUUAUACUACCGAAACUCUAGAAUAUCAAUUACAAAAUGUUUUACACUUUGAAGAAAAAGAAUUAUCAGGAUUAAUUGAUUGGUGGAGAAAAUCACAUUCAAGGAUUUAUGGUUAUUAUCAACUAUCAGCACAAGCUUAUUUUAAAUUUUUACAGUUGUGUGAUAAUCACCAGGUAAACAAAAAUAUAAUAUGUAAUAUUAAACACAAUUAGCAAUUUUUAAUGUUCACACAUAUAAUAUAAUUACCAUUAAAUAAUUCCACUAAUAUGAAUUAAUAUUACUAUACCUUUUUAAUUUUAGAUUUUAAAUGAAGGGGGAAUGUAUAUUAUUAGUUUAUUAUUUUUAUGUUUUUUACCAGAAAUCUUGCUCUAGUUAAAAACUUUACAGGAACUUUCUUGUAGCAAUAUUGAUCUGGUUAGUGCAUUAUUAGGGUCAUGUUUUGAUUUUUCUCUAAGUUUUCCUAAUAAAUUGGAAAAACUGUUAAUUUUCUCAUUUUGGUAUAAUUGUUUUGGACUUCUAAAUUAUCUCAAAAAAAAGGAAAAAAAGAGUAGAUACUGUUUGUGUGUGGGCUAUUAUUGUAGUUAUGAUGUAUAAGGUUAUUUAAUUUAUAUAUGUAAGCAGUAAUUAACUAUUGCCAACAAAAAACUAUGCUCGAAGUUAUACAUGAUUUGAAAGGCUGUAAUAUCCAAUAUAUUUAUCAAAAUUUGUUCUUAAAAGUUAAAACCAAUAUAAAAAAAGUUAACUAUAAUCACACUCUAUUUUUUACCGCAAUAACAAUUUAUAAUAAAUCUCCUGUUAAAUUUUUAAGCAUUUUUAUUUAAACACUUAUGUACAUUUAAUACUUCCCAAAAAAAUAAAAUUAAAAAUUAUGAAACCAUUAAUUAUUUUCUGUAAACUUUCCAGUUUUUCUGCAUUUUUUCUCAGUUUUAAUAAAUGAUUAAGAGAACUACAUGGAAAAUAGUUCUAGGUCAAAAUAUGUCCGAUCAAAAUAUUUUUAACAAAACAUCUCCAAUUAAGAAUAUCUCCCAUAAAAGAAAUAUCUCUAACAAAAUAUCUAAUGGGAAUAUUUCUUAUAGAUAAAUUAUCUCCUGAAAAAAAUUUCUAGGAUUUAUGUGAAUAUUUUUUAUAACCAAUUAAUUUUAGAAAGCAAUCCUUUUAAAAAAAAAAAAAAUUUGAAUGAACAAAAAUUAAAUAAAUAUUUUAAAAAAUAAUUAUUAUUAACUCUCACUGUAUUGUAUCACUCAAGUUAUAAGUUUUUAAUGUUUAAAAGUUAAAAAUAUUAACCCUCCUUAUAUUUAAUAUUUUAAUAGAAAAUCUAUUUCUAUUAGUAAUAAUAUCCCAGCCAUAUAGUGAUAUACAUAAACUAAAAUAUUUCAGUCAACUGUGAUGGAAAAAUAGACAUGUAUUAAAUUUAACUCUUAAGAGUGUUUGGUGGAAUGUUGAUAAAAUUGUUUGUCUUAAUUUAUCAUGUUAUUAUUGCCUGCAGGAAAAUGUAUUCAUAUUUUCGUAAUCGUAAAAUAUAUUUCAGAUAAUGCUAUACAAUACUAAUAUUGUAAAUAGUUAUUAUUUUUUGUGAGAUAUUUUUUACUGGAGAUAUUCUUAUCUGGACAUAUUUUUGCGGAGAUAUUUUGACCGGUCACCAUGGAAAUCAUAAAACAACAAACAUAUUAUAAGUAGAAUUUUUUAUAUUCUAACUAGAAUUUGUCAAUAACUAUUAUAGAUAUAUAAUCAACAGUAUAAUCAUAAGGUCAAUAUUAAAAAAAAUACAAGAUAGAAGAUGCCAAAUAAAAUAUCUUUUUGAUUACUGUCCUUAUUGUUAAUAUUACCCAUUACCGAUUCUAGUAUACUUUGUACUAUUAAAUCAGCUAGGUAAACAUUAAAUUAAAAGAAUAUUUUUCAAUUAUUAAUGGAAAAUUUAAACUAAUAUAUUGUACUAAACAAAAAUUAUAUUAUUUUUUAAUAUUAUCAUAUUGAAUAAUAAAUUUUUGGUUAUUAAUUCUAUGUCUUACUAUUUAGGAGGAGUCAAUUGCAGCGACAUUGCGUUUAUUACGCCUUACUGUUAAACAUGCUCUUGAACUACAGGGUUCAUUAGAAGAAGGAUUAAGUAAUACUCCAACCCAACCAUGGCGUUCUAUUAUACCUCAACUAUUUUCUAGACUUUCUCAUCCUGAACCUUAUGUUAGACGCACUGUGUCUGAAUUACUCUGUCGAUUAGCUAGUGAUGUGCCCCAUUUAAUUACAUUCCCUGCAGUUGUGGGAUCUGAUACUGGUCUUAGGACUAUAAAUGAAAUGCCUUCUUCAAGUUUGUUGAAAUCUAGUAAAGAUAUUGGAGAUGAAACAAAUUUAGUGCAUGAAGAAUUUGAUUGUAAUGAAGAAGACGAUGAUGAAUUGAAAAUUGGACAAGAUGAACAGGCUAUGGUUUUAGAAGAUUGUUUUCAUUCAAUGGUCAAUACAUUAUCAAAACAGGUAUAUAUGCUAUGGUCCAAGUAGAGAAAGAGUUCAAUGUAAACACUAUGCAAUGAAAUUUGGGCAAUGUAAAUUUGAAAAAUGUAUUUCUCAUAUAGACUAGUCAUUUUAAUACAAUGUCUAGCUAUUGUAUAUAAUGCUAAAAUUAGUGCUGCUGUUAUGUACAAUUUAUAAUACAUCAUCUUAAAUGUAUAAAUUUAUUUCAGUAUCUACCUACUAAAUAUAAUAAGUAGAUAGACAAUAUCAAUUUUUAAGCAUUAGGAAAGUAUUAUUUAAUUAGCAGGUAAUCUGGCCACAUUAUUAUAAUUUUUAGCCAGAUAACUUUUCACAAUUUUGUACGUUAGUACUUUUCUAAACGUUGGUGUAUUCAAUUUAGAGUAUACAUAUUGUAAAAAUAAAAAAUAAAUUCAGUGAUCAUUUAAAUAAUGUUUUUAAAGUUAAGAAACAUAAUACUGGUCAAUAUUUCAAUUUUUAAUGGAAAUCAAGUGCCAUAAUGACAAUACAUGUAAAAAUAAAUGAGAAUUUAAGUAUGAACCUAAUAUUUUAGAUUCUGAGUAUAACAAAGAAUAUUGGUUUUGCAAUGUUUAUUUUUUUUUUUUUUUUUUCUAACUUUUUUGUGUCAACAAUUUCUACUAUACAUUUUUUUUAGAUCUGUAAAUGUGGCAUCUUUUCUGAAAUAAAAUUUUGUCUAGAUGAUAUUUUAUUAAAGUCAUUUGUUUAAUUUCCAAGUGGUUUUCAUAAUAUUUGGGAAAACCUGAGAUAAAACUAAAGAAAAAUGGAAAAUUUUACAAAUAUAUUGCUUUUAUUUAUUUUCAAUUUUAUGUUUCAUUGUAAUCCAGUUAAAAAUAUUUUUUGAGAUUUUGAAAUUUGGAUAAAAAACUUGUAUUUGCCUAUCAAGACGAGGUAAAAUUUUAAAAAUAUUUGAGUUAUUUAUGGACAUUUUAGAUUUUGAUAGUUUUAUUUGGUAGGUAUUUCGUGGAUAACAUUGUUAGAUUUGAUAGAAAUGUUUGACAAUUUAUCAAAAGGUUCAUUAAAAGUCAUACUUUGUGGUAAAACAAAAAAAUUGAGUUUAAUGUAGUAUUUUUUUUUAUGAAGACAUUUUCCCCUUUAUACCUAAUCAUCAAAUUUUGACUAAAAUAAUUUGAGUAAAAACUUUGUGGAAUAAAUGUUAAUUUUUUAAAUUUUUUUUUUUUUUUUGUAUUAAAUAUUUGUGUUUUUAAGAACAAUAGUGAAGUCAGAACUGAGCAGUCUGACUUAGUUUCAAAAUUAUAGCUUUUUGAAGUUCUGAUAUGCGAAUAUUUUAUUUGUUAUGUUAAAUUAUUUAAUAUUGUCAAUUUUAUAGCAUGACUGUCUUAGUCUAGUGGUGGUACAUACAUGUUAUCCCAGAAAUCACAAGUUCCAGAAAAUACUUUUUGCAAACUCACUUGAGGGGGGGGAUAAGUGCAUUUUAGGUGUGUCUAGAGACCUAUAGUGUGUUGCUGAUGAUGUUUUACUGGGUGUUCUAUUGAGAACAUUUUAAACAAUCCAUAAAACUAAAACUUAAUCGCAGUACCAAUCUAUAACACUUAUUAUCAUUAAGAUGCAGUUGUUUGUGACAUUUUUUUUAUAAAAAAAAAUGUAUUUUAUGUUUAGGCAGGUGAAAUGAUUUCUGAAGUACGAAUUUUGGUAUCUGAAUUAAGACGAAUUACCUUGCUGUGGGAUGAACUAUGGUUAGGAACAUUAGUGCAGCGUCAAACAGACAUAAGUAGACGUAUUAAUCAAUUGGAAGCUGAAUUAAAUAAAACUGAAAAUCAUCCACAUCUUACAGAUAUUGAAAAAGAUCAUAUUGCUGUUGAAAAAUAUACUAUGCUACUUAAACCAGUAAUAUAAUUUAUUUUUAUCAUUCUUUUAAAAAAAUUAUUUUUAAAAUAUACCUUUUGUAGAUUCUUUUUAUAUUUGAACAACUACAUGCAAUUACUUCUGUUAAAGCUGAAACACCUCAUGAAGAAUGGUUUCAAGAAAAGUUUGGUAAUUAUUUAUUAUUUGAUGUAUUUCUAAUAAUUUGUAUUUAUUUAUGUAAUUUGAAAUUUAGGAGCAUAUAUUAAUUACAUGUUGGAUAAAUUGCGAAGACCUGCAGAUUCUAGCAGCAUUAAUGUACAAGAAGUAUGGAAAUCAAUUAAAAAUUUGCAAAUGAAUCUUCAAUCUCGUAUAAGCAAAAGAGGUUCAUAUUCUUUAAAAAUGGAAACAAUUAGCCCUGUCCUUGCUAAUUUGAAGGACACAAAAAUUGCUAUGCCAGGAGUUGAACGAGUUGUAACAGUUGCUUCUAUUCAUAAUAAUGUGGCCAUUUUACCUACAUUUACUAAACCAAAGAAAUUAAUAUUCUAUGGAUCUGAUGGCAAAGCAUACACUUACUUGUUUAAAGGCUUAGAAGAUCUUCACUUAGACGAACGAAUUAUGCAACUUUUAUGUAUCACAAAUACAUUGCUUAGUGGUUCCUCAGACCAUUAUAGAGCUCAUCAUUAUCCUGUCAUACCAUUAGGACCAAGAUCUGGUUUAAUAUCUUGGGUAGAUGGUGUUGUUCCUAUAUUUAUGUUGUACAAGAGAUGGCAACAAAGACAAGCUUCAAACAGUGAUGGUAAAUAGAUUAAAUACUAGUUAAUUAAGAUUAAUUGUACAUUUCUUUUUAAUUAAAAAUCUUAUGUUUAUUUUACCAUAGGUGUAAUUAUGCGCCCUUCAGAAUUAUUCAAUUCCAAAUUAUCACCGCUGUUAAAAGAAAAAGGAAUUAUCAAUAUGGAAAAUCGAAAAGAGUGGCCACUAAGCACUCUAAAAGAUGUAUUAAUUACUUUGAUGAAUGAAACCCCAAAGAAUUUGCUUUCAAAGUACAUAUAAUAAAUUUAAAUUGUUUUUUGUUUGUAAUCAAAUGUAAAUUUACAAUUAAAAUCUACUACAAUUUUUUUAGUGAGUUAUGGACACAAAGUGUUGAUUCUGGUUCUUGGUGGCAAUCCACAUCAUUAUAUGCUACAUCUUUGGCUGUUAUGUCUGUUAUUGGGUACAUUAUAGGUCUGGGUGACAGGCAUUUAGAUAAUGUACUUGUUAAUUUACAAACUGGAGAGGUUUGUAUUUAUUUAUUUUUAAAUUAAAUUUCAGCAUUUACUAGGGCCUGGGUUUGAAUUCCCUAUACACCAUUGAAUAAUGCUUUAAUAAAUAUCUUUAACAGUGUUUUAAAACCUUUUUGAUGUUAUUCGCCAAGUAAAGAAGUUUUAUUAUAUCAUGGAUAUCUUUAGUAUAAAUUUAAAUUACUUAAAUAGUUUUAUUUAAAAAACAAAUAGCCAACAUAAAAUGUUAUUUUAUAAUGAAUUCUCUACAGUUAAUCUGAUUUUAUAGUAUUUUAUUUAAACUAAUAUCUUGAAGUUAUAUUUAUUUUCUUAAAAGUUUCAUACUAAGCCCUAAUCUAUUUUAUAAAACACAAAAUAAAAUAUUUAGCUUAUUUUAGAUAGUAUAUUUCUAUAAGUUUUAAUUUGUUGUGUAAACUAAAAAUACUUGCCAUUUCUCAUAGAAUUACUGAUUACUACUCAUUAAGAAUGAACAAUAAAUAAUUUAAUAAUGUAUAUAAUAUAUAUAUAUAUAUAUAUAUAUUUAUAUUACCAGGUUGUACACAUUGAUUACAAUGUCUGUUUUGAGAAAGGUAAAACAUUACGUGUUCCUGAGAAAGUUCCUUUCAGAUUAACUCCAAACUUAAAAGAAGCUCUUGGAGUUACAGGAAUUGAGGUAAAUAUAUAUUUAUUGUUUUUCCUUGUAUUAUAUUAAAUUAUUAUUAUUUAAACAGGGUAAAUUCCGUUUGACAUGUGAACAAGUAAUGAAAGUGUUGAGAAAAAAUAAAGAAACAUUGUUAACAUUAUUGGAAGCUUUUGUAUAUGAUCCUCUUAUUGAUUGGACUCCCGGUAAUGAAACUGGAUACACAGGUGCUGUUUAUGGUGGAGGGCGCACACUUGUAAUGGAAAAUAGAUUAAAUAGAAGACAGUUAGAAAAAGAAAUUACAUUGGCAAUGCUUAAUGUGCGUAUCACAGAAACCAAAUAUGACUGGUUAAAUAAUAGGUAAUUAUUAUACAUAAAUAUAUAUACAAGUAAUUUUAAUGCAAACAAAUUCUUUUAGAGAUAAUAUGCUGGAAUCAUUGGCCAAUAUUAUAGAAAGUUUUAAUAAGUUUUUGUCAGAAAGAGAAAAAUUGCAAAAAAUGGAAGAAGGUUUAGCAGAAAGUCAUCAACUAAUGGCUUUAGUUAAGGAAGCUGAAGCAUCACCAGCUGGUCAGCAUCCACUAUACAAGUUACCAGAACGGUACUAUGCAUUACAGCAAGCUCAAAAUAUGAUGAUUGGAGCAACUAUGUCACUAAGACAAAAAGUUGAAGACUGUGACUCACGGUUGUCUCAGUAUGACAUGGCUGUGCAUUUUCUGGGAAGUAGUCAAAUUCGGAUUUUAAUUGAUAAAGAAAAAUCAAAAUCUAUUCAAGUGUUUAAUAAUCUUUUGUUGGAUGAUGUGAAAGAUUUUUUACAAAAUGCUGGUCAACCAGCUCUGAUUGAACAAGUAAUAUUUAAUAUAAUCAUUAGACUUUUACAAAAUUAGUAUUUAUUUUAUUUUUAUGUAAAAAUCAAAAUUAACAUAAUUUAGCUUAAUUUAAUGAACCCCAAAGUUGUUUAACAGUAGAUAUAAAUUGACUAAAUUGAAUAAAAAGGUUGAUAGUGUUGGUUUUUUCUACAAUAUAUAUGUGAUAUUAUGGUAAAAUAAUAUGGUAACAUAUGCAUUAUUUAUUUUCUUUAAUAAUAUUUAUUUAAUAUUUACCUAUUUUCCCAUUUGUUUCUUUUCGGUUUUACAUUUUUCUUAGUUUUUGCCAUUUUUUAGAAUAAACACACUGGGGAAAUCAAAAAAUUAUCUCUAAAAUAUUUUCUCAGUCAGAUUUAUUUUCAGAAAAAGUGCUGUCAUUGUAAAUCUAAGCAAAAUUUCUGAAAGAAAAGUUAUCCACAGGAAAUAAAAAAAUAAACAUCAUUAUGCAACCAAUACAACCAAUACAUUCUAAAAUCUAACUUAUAAUAAAUUCCUAAAAAUAAAAAAAAAUAAGAUGUUAAGAUAUAAUUAUAUUGUUUUUUUUUUUGUAUAACAUUUAUAAAUUAUAAAUAAAUAAUUUUUUUCAGUGUACACAAUCAAACAAUGAUUUAACUCUUUUAUGCCAUCAAAGAAGCAAAUUACUCACUCUAAGUUUAAGGUUGCUGUAUGAUAUGCAAUGUUUGAUGAAUUUUUUUCCAAAAUCGCAUGUACGCAAUCACCGACUCACAUAUUAUAGACAGUGGUUACAAUUGUUAAUGGAUUGUCCAACCACAUCUAUGUGUGAACAAAUCAAAGAGGAACAUAAAAUAUUUUAUUUGGGUGUUCCUAAUGCUGAGCCUCCAACACCACAAACAUUGGCAUAUAAUAUACAACUACAGCAAGCAGCUAUAGAAGCUAGUCAUCGAACAACCAAAAUUGUAGAACGAAUUAGAAUAAUAGAUGCAGAAGAAGUAACAUGUUCAUUGUUAAAUAAUGAAAAUUCCCUAAUUAAACUGAAUGAUAACUCAAAUGAAGGCUUAGAAUUUGUUAUCGCUACUGCUUUAUGCACAAUAAAUAAAAAGUUUUUAAUGCUGGAAACUUCUGCAUCAAGUAAGUUUAUCAUGAAAACAAACAAUGUGUUAUGAAUUAGUUAAUUAUAAUUGGAAUAUUUAGAUGCAGGCACACAAUUAUUAGAUAUGAUGUCCAAAGAAGGAGAAUGGGUUUUAGUUGAUAUGUAUAUGACUACCACUGUUGCUGUUAGAAUGGUGUCUUCAGUUUUAACUGAUAAUGAUAAUAUUCAAUCUGAUUCUGAUAUAGCUUAUGCUUUCAAUUGCUUGCGUGCUAUUCAAAAUCUUUAUUGUAGCUUACAGGUAUGGUUAUAAAUUAUUAUAUUACUUAUUUAUUCAUCAUGAAUGAUGUAUGUGGAUUAUAGUUCUGUUUACUACAAAAUUAAGUUAAUCCAUUACUGUUCCACUAGUGUAAUAUAUUUAAGGCCCGGAACUUGAUGCAUUUGCAUCUUUUUUCUAAUACUUAUAUUCGAGGCUCAUCUUUUUUAGAAAUUUGACUUGUCACACAAAAUUCAAUGGUACAAAUUUUAUUUUGCAUUUUUUUGAUAAUUCUUGGCUUUUAAGUCAUUUUUUUUUAGCUAUUAUAGUACAUUUUAAGCAUUUUUCUACUUUGAGUAGGUAUAAGUACCUUAUUUUUGUUUAAACAUUGUAAGUUUGAGCUGUACUACAUAAACAUCUUAUAUUAAUUUCUUAAAUUCAAAUUAAAAAAAAAAAAAUGUAAAACUAAAAUCAUCCUUGAAAUCAGUUUCCAGAUAGAUAUAAUAAUAUGUUUAACCCAUAGAUAAUAAAGAAAAUAAUAAUGGAAUGUAUGUUUAUAUUUAGUACUGUCGCCAGCACUAAUUGGUUCAUAAUAUUAUCCUAACAAAAACCUGCAAUAUUUUAUUUGUGUUUUCCUUUAAUGAUAAGAAAACAUUUCUAUAAAAAAUAUUUUAUUAUAUUAUGUAUUUUCCUGUUAAUUGUUUGUAAUUUAACUUCUUCUAAUUUUCACAGUUUAAAUAGUCCAAAUCAUUUUUUAUCAUUUUUAUGCAUUUUUUUUCGUGCAUUUGUUUGUGGUUUUUAGGUCAUCUUAUCAUAUUACCCGCAUUUUAAUAAUUAAUAUUUAUUUUUAUUUGGAAUAGGUAGACCAUAAGUUAUAUAUUAGAUAAUCGUGCAAUUUUAACACCAUAGAUACAUAAUAAAUAGCUGCAUUUUCAUCUAAUUCAGUGCAUAUAGCACCUUGUCUUCUAAACCUACUAUGACCAAACUCUCUUAUUAAUAUUGGAAGAUAUUAGACUACACACACACACACACACACACAACCAUCAAUGAAUUACAGUCAGUAGUUGUAGAGAAAAUCAAGGUUAUAUAUACAUACAAUUUCUAUUUUUAUUUAUAUAUAAAUUAUAAAUAUAAUUAUAUUUUCAUGAUUUUUGUUAAUUUAUUUUGUGAUAUAAAUAGAAAAUGCUAAAUAUUUAUUUCUGUGCUUUAUAAUAUUUUAGAAAAUGAAUUAUAAUUUUUUGGAUAUUAUUAUGCCGGAAACCAUUAAGAAAUUGUGUGUUGAAGAGGCAAGUACAAUAGCUAUUAUUAGUGAGCUGAAUAAUGUAAUAAACAAUUGUUCAUUAAAUUUUAAUGAUUUAAUUGAACAACUCAACAUUCAUCUGAGACAUGUAAUUAUGGGAAUGAAGGUAAUUAUUAUUAUUAUUGUUUUUUAAAGUUGACAUAAAAACUAAUUUUUUUUUUAUAUUAAAAGUUAAUUUAUUUAAAAACAUCAUGCACUAUCAUAACUUGUCCUUUAUUAACUUUUUGAUGUUAUCCAUUAUGGAGGAAAACUAUAUUCUAUAUUCAUGUUUCAGUCUCCAAAUGAAGAUUGUCAAACAGUUGUACAAGAAAUACGAAAACAAUUUUCCGAGAUAAUUAAAAAACCAGAUAAUAUGAUUUUAUCUGAAGGAGAGAUGCUUUUAAUAGGGUUCAAUGGUCUUUUUGAAGAUGUCUCAUUAGCUAAUGAAAAUUUCAUUAAAAUGUCAUCUAAACUCAAGGUUUCCACAGCUUGGAAAACUGUUGAUCAAAUUAGGGAAGCAAAAUCAUUACUUGUAAGUUACAGCAGCAGAUAUAUGUAAUAAAAUAAUCUACAUUAAUUUUAUUAAUUUUACUAUAGGGAGCUGUUAUGGAUGAAGGACCUUGUCUUAUAUUAAAUGACAUAAUGUUUUUAAAGUCACUUCUUACUAUGAAAGAGGUUUUUAAUAUGUGUGCUGAAAUAGCAUUUAAUUUUGGUGGAAGAAAUACACUAGGUCUUAGUAGUUCUCAUUAUAAUGAAGAUAUGAUAUCAAGACCUGUGAGAUGUUUUGUUGCUGAUUAUUUAACCAAACGAUUAUUGGGUCUAUUUUCACAUACAGUGGCUAUUAAUGUUUGCAUUUUAUUACAACACACUGGAUUUAAUAUCAAUGGUAAGGUGAUUUAUUAUUUGUUAAAUUUUUUAUAUUCGAUAUAUUUUAUUUUUCAUUUAUAGCUGAAUUAGAGAAAAGAGAUAUUGGGGCAGAUAGUAAAGUCCCAUUAGAAGAACUUUGUAAAAAGUGCAUGGAAGAAGGAAUUAAAGUUGGUAAAUUCAGCCGGGGACAAUCAAUGGAUUUAACAUCUGCUUUAGUUAAGUUAGAGGAUGUCUGGAGAAAAACUGAAUUACACAGUCAUUUAACACUUAGAGCUCAUCAAUCAGACAUUUGUACACAAAGAUUAGCCAUACAAUAUGCUGCUCAUUGUUGUCUUCAUGCAAUUCCAGCUGCUGGUCAUCUAGAUAAUUUGCUGAUUCCAGGUGAGUAAAGUUAUAUUUAAAAUUUGAAUUCAAUUUUUAAUUUUUUUUAUGUGUGCUACAGAUCGAGCUACAAUUUUAAUGGAAUUGAAUAAUAUAUUAUCCCCAUUGGCAGUUAUGCAAUCUCAAAUUAUUGAACACAUGGAACACAGAAAUUCAUUAAAAUCUAGUGUUGAACAACGUUUAAAAUGGGCUUCUGGAGCUAAUCCAACUAUUGUAGAGGUAUAAAAUAUUGAAUACUUAUAGAAUUAUAAAUUAUAAUGUAGUUAACUAUAAAUUUUAAUACAGUUAUGGAAUAUGACUUUAUAUAAAUGCUAAAAAUGUUAUAUUAUAGAUCGCUAAUAAUUUUGAUGAGAGAAUGAAACAUGAAAAAUUAAUGAUUGAUAACAGCCAAAAUUUAUGCAGUUCUGUAAUAACAGUUAUUAGUUCUUUGUUGCAAACAGAAUCACUUUUUACUCGUACUUCAGAGGCGAUUUCCGCUGAUAUUUCAUUUUUACAAGUAUUUAUGAACCUAUAUUAUUUUAUAUAACUAUAUAACUAAUCAUUUUGUGACAAAUUGUUAAUAGUAGUUCAUAAGAAGUUCAUUAAGAAUACAUAUUAAAAUUCAUUUUUAAGGAUAAUUAUUUUGAAUAAAAAAUAAAACAAUUAUAUUUAAUUUUAAUACUUAUAAAAUAACAUGCACAUAAUAAUAAUUUAUAUAUUAUUUUGAAUAGUUGGUAGAAGAUUAUCAAAAAGCAUGUUACAUGGCUUCAAAUAUUGGUAUAUCGAUAACACCAGAAGAAGAAACUCUUAUUAAAGUAGUUCCUAUUCCUCAAGGACCUAUUGAAUGGACUUGGUUAAACAAUACAGUCAGCAUAAUUUCAGGUAAAUCCUUUAUAAAAUUUUGUUUUAUUUGUAAUUAUCACUGUUACUCAAUAUUUGUAAUAUAAUGGAACUUGUUUUAUUUAUUUCUUGUUUGUUGUCUAGAUAACGUUCAACAAUUAAUAGCUGCCCAAGAACCAGUGAGAUCAGAAAUUGCUUGUAUUCAAAAAUCAAUUAAAGAACAUUUGAAUGGUCUUAAGUCAACUCUAACAUCACAUAAUAAAAUAAUUUCUGACAUACGAGUAUUACUAAAAUCAUUGAUAAAAGUAAAUCUCCUAAUUAAUAGUAAAACAUUUAUCACUGAUGGUUUUUUUUUAAAUUUUAAAUACAAUUAAUUUAAUAAAUCUAUAUCUUUCUAUUAUUAAUUGGGUAUAUCCUAUUUUAUAUAAUAUUUGAUUCUUAAGUAUACUUUAAUUAAUUUGUUUUGAACAAUUAAUUAUACCCAAUACUAUUUUUAGUAAUAUCACUAAUGAAUAACUUCAUUUUCAGAUUGAUAAUGUUGGUACUGCUAGUAUAAACUACGUAACAAAAUAUUGUUCUUAUUUAGACCAUUUAGUGUCAUUGGUUGAACAAUUAACUAUAAUGAAUGAACCAACUACACAAAAAGUGAAUGUUUUGAUGGAAUCAGUACAAUCACUUCAUAAAAAAACAUGUAAACAAAUUCAUUAGAUAAUUAAAUAAACUUUGUAUUAAUUAUAUAUGAUUUUAUUUUUAGCACCAAUGUAUGAUGAUUUAUUGACAAUCUUGGGUGAAAAAGGGUUAUUAGUCAAACAGCAUAAACGUCCACCUUUAGUACGACAAGAUAGUAUUUGCUUAUCUCCGAGGAAAGGUUUACCUAGAGAUCCUCAUACAGGAAAAGGUAUUUAUGUUUUUAAUAGUAAAUAUUGAUUUUUAUUUUCCUUUUUUUUGUUCAGUUUCAUUUUUCCUUGAUCUUUAUCAAGCUUCUUUAAUUUCUAUUAGUUUAUCUCUAUGGCGUUCAAUAAGAUUCAUUUUCUUUGACUUUAGUUAUUUUAUCUUCAUUACUUUGUCUGUCCAGCUUAUUUUGCCAAUUUUACAUUUAUCUCCAACACCAUAUUUUUCAAGUAAUCUUUUUUCUUCUUCAAACAAAUUCAACACCGUCAUACAAAACAUUAUUAUAAGUGUUAAUAAAUGUAUUCUUAAUUGCUUUGCUUAUGUUCUCUGGGACUAAUCCUUUGUUUUCUUGAUGAAAGCUGAUUUAACUUAACUUGCCUAAUUUGCUGUUUAAUUUCAUACGUACUUAUAUACUUCAUAUGUACUACACAAGUUCUUAAAAUGUGUUAAUUGCUCCAUAAGUUAGUUUUUUAAAUAGAUAUUUAUAUUAAUUUUAAACUUGCACUUACUUAAACCUUUUAUUUAAUUUAAAUUUUUACAUAUGAUAUUUGUUUGUAUAACCAUUUACUUAUCGAUCAAGGCUCUCUGAAGGUUGUGUUUAGAUUUCAUACAAUGUUUGCAAAUUAAAUCAUUUAAGUCAAUUUACUUUCCUCUUUGAUCCUAAUAAAAAAUUCUUUUAAGUUGAUCCCUAUAUAGUAGUUGAACAAUAAUAGUAAAAACAAGUAUCAAUAAGUUUUGAUUUUUGUAAAGGUUACCUGAAUACAGUGGCAUGCCCAGGGGAAGAAGUUUGGGUUAUAUCCCCCCAUUGGCUUAUACAUUAAAAUAUGAGUAACCGAAUAUAUAAAUUCAUACAUUUCUGUCAGUUUCCUAGAAAAAGCUUGAUAUAUUGAUUAGACAUUGCCUUUUUUUUAGGAUUCGGUUUUUAAAUAACCAUUUCUCAUAGUUGAUUGGGUGGGGAAAACAAUUUUAAUAUCUUUUCAUGAUUAAUUUGUUACAUCCCUUCCCAUUGAAAAUUCCUGGGCACGCCACUGCCUGAAUACAAUUUUUUUUUUCUUUAAAACCUAAAUCUAUUUCUUGCUCUAUCGAAAAUAUAAUGCAUAAAUCUUUUUCCAUGUCUAUGAAUGAUUAGUAUAUAACUUUUUAUGCGCUAUUUAUUUUUCUAUUAGGAUUCAAAGUCCUAGUAUUGCUUUUCUAGUUAUAUUUUGUUUCCUGAAUCUCUUCCUACUAGUAAUUUUCAAGAUACUGAUUAGAUUUAUUACAAAUUUGUUGUUAUGCGUUAAAAAAUUUAUUUCAUCUUUGGUAAAAUUAUACAAGCUAUUUAGUACAUUUUCUCUUGUGUCUUAUAAUUAUAAAUUAAUUUAGCUAUGUUCAUUGUUUAUUGUAGCUGUUCAAAAAUGUAAUGCAUAUGCAGUGAGUGUUUGGCGUCGUGUAAGAAUGAAACUUGAAGGCAGGGAUCCAGAUCCAGGCCGGAGAUCAACUAUUACUGAACAAGUAUAUAAUAUUUUUAUUUUAAUAUUUCAUAUAAAUUUGAGUUUUUCAGAAAGAAAAAUAUAAAUUAUUUAAUGUGUUAUAAUAUUAAACUAGCUAUCCCACAAAGCUUAUUCAUGCACAUUAUUGAAUGGGAAAAAAACAAAUUUAACUGUCUCCUUGUUUCCCUGGUUCCACCACUGAGAUUUUUACAGUUGUCUGACAUUUUUUUUUUUAAAAAAAACUGUUUCCAUGCCUUUCACAAUCAAAUUAAAUAAUCCAUUUUUUUUCUUUUGUGUCACCAAGGUGACCCAUAAAUCAAAAAAUUUAUUUUUGUUACAAAAAUACUGAAAAUCCUAUGUCAGUUAACUUUUAUGGGUUAAAUUUCCAAAUCUAGCUUCAACAUGCACUCUGUUUCUCCAUUUAUCUGCUGCAGGUAAAUUUUCAGACUCCUGUUUGUGUUAGAUUUUGGCUGUAGAAUGCGAACAGGCAAACAUAUAUUUCCUUUUAAUAAAACAGAUGGUUUUUUUUUUUGCCAGAGUUGUAUUUAUUUUAACUAAACAAUUCAUUAUUAAUGCCUAAAUAAUGUAAAUGAAGAAUACACGAAUAUAAAUUACCUAUAUCAACCAUUAGAUAAUAUGUUGUUUUUUUUCAUACAAUUAAGGGAAAUCUGAAAUCAAUAAAAAAAAAAAAGUAACGAAAGUGGCCCAUGUAGAAUGGUGAUAUUUCUCUUUAUAUCUUCUUGUUAUUCUCAAUAUUUUUAAUUUUGUAUGAUAAAUAUAAGAGCAUUCUAAUUUUGUUUUAUCUUAUUGUAGGUAAAUUGGGUGAUCAAUGAAGCCACAAAUCCAGACAAUUUGGCAUUGCUGUAUGAAGGCUGGACACCGUGGGUGUGAAUAACUAAAGUUUAAGGCACUUGAUAUAGUGUCUUUUGGGAUUGAAAACAUUAAACACUUUUAUUACGACAAAUCGAUUUAUCGACCGUGCAAAACCUAAACGAGUUUUAUGAACAAAACUACACAAUUGGGUUAGCAGUGCAGUCAAUUAUCAAUUACAAAUAAAAAUAAAAACAAAUAAUAAUAAUUAAAUAACUAUACAAAUUAAACAAAAAAAAAAACCAAAAAUUAUUAGCCAUUGAGAUCGAGCAGUUUUAUUAAAGAAAGAUCACACUGUUAAUUACGUGGCUGCUUGAAUGGUAUCAGAUUAAGGGUAAACAUGGUGAUAUGUCUUAUCUCGUAAAAGUGCAUUAGUAUGCGAUAUUGUCAUUUUUAUUUUCUUUAGCAUUAAGGUAAUUCAAUAUUUCUUAAUAUUAGGUCAUUUUUCAGUUCUAAAAAUUACAUAUUUUACUUUGUCGUCACAUGUUUAUAUAUGGAUUUCUUUUUUCAAUUCAUAGUAUCAUGACAAAUUGUUUAUUUCCUGAUACAAGCUAAUCAUGUAAUAUGUAGAGCAAAUUAUAUAAAAAAAACGAAACAUGGUCAAUAUUUGAAUUAGUCGUGAUUGUAUACUUUUAUUACAACUUUAAUAUGUAUAUCAAUUACUUAUGCCCCUCUCAUUUAUACAAAAUAUGAAUAGUUUACUUCUUUAUUAAAUAAAAUACAAUUUGUUGUGAACUAUACAAAGGGUGAUAAUUAUUUGUUGUACGUUGGAAAAGAGGGCACAUGUUGAUCAUGUGAAGAAUUUUUUUUUUGUUUCUGUAUUAUUUUUGUCUAAAAUUAUAUCUGCCUAAAAGGAAUUUGUUUUUUUUUUCAAAUAUAAUUUUGUUGCUUUAUUCUAAUUAUAAUAAAAUUGUUUUAUU